Messenger RNA from Carlito syrichta (Philippine tarsier), 456 nucleotides. RefSeq names its product cytochrome b-c1 complex subunit 9. Gene Ontology annotation, biological process: mitochondrial electron transport, ubiquinol to cytochrome c. The record is from RefSeq and is a predicted model, not a curated record. The transcript is spliced from 2 exons. NCBI's taxonomy places the organism in Eukaryota, Metazoa, Chordata, Mammalia, Primates, Tarsiidae. Bases 41 to 235 code for a protein of 64 amino acids.
CGGCGCAGGCGCAGUGGCACGGGGUUGGCAGUGAAGAAACAUGGCGGCUCCUACGCUAACUGCCCGCUUGUACUCCCUGCUGUUCCGCAGGACUUCCACUUUCGCCCUCACCAUCGCCGUGGGCGCCCUGUUCUUCGAGCGCGCUUUCGACCAAGGCGCGGACGCCAUCUACGAGCACAUCAACGAGGGGAAGCUGUGGAAACACAUCAAGCACAAGUAUGAGAACAAGGAAUAGUUUUUUGGAGGACUCAUCCAGGCCCAAAGGACCAGGUCCACCCACCAGCUGUUUGCCCACAGUUGGGGCCUUAGCUUGAAGAUGAUGCUCGAGUGACUCUUCAUGGACCACAUUUUGCAGUUGGCGAGAAGCAACUUCACCCAACAAACAGAUUCAACUUGUGCUGUAUUUGAAAUAUGUUUAGUCAGGGUCAUCAGCAAAUAAAUGUAAAUUGCUCUUGA